AUGCCAGACAUCGAGUUCGAUAAAGGAGCCAAGCCGUCUGGCUUCAAGAGCUACCGGCGCAUCUUCCGUUAUGCUGAUCGGAAGACCUGGGUGCUCUACUCUAUAUCCUUCUUUGCUGCUAUCAUAGGCGGCUUAGCGCUUCCGUUGAUGGACCUGGUUUUUGGCAAGUUUGUAACGAUCUUCAACAGCUUUGCUAAUGGGACCAUCGGCUCUGAAAGCUAUGUACGGGAAGUGUCAAAAUACUCCCUUUAUUUGGUUUCUCUAUUUCUCGCCAAAUUCUUUCUGGUUUACAUCCACACCCUUACUGCAUCGAUAGCGGCCAUUCGGGCUACCAAAGCGCUGCGACUUGACUUUAUGCAAAGCCUCCUACGGCAGGAUACCAGCUAUUUCGACUCAAAUAAAGAUGGAUCGCCGUCCGUGAAGGUCACUAUGAAUGGUAACAUCGUCACUAACGGCAUUUCAGAAAAGUUAUCGGUGUUUAUUCAAAGCUGUGCCACUUUCGUAGCUGCUUUUGCUGUUGCCUUUGGAGUGCAGUGGAAACUAACGCUAAUUACCAUCUGCAUCGUUCCGGCUAUUGUCCUUGUUACGGGGGUGUGCAUGAGCAUCGAGGUUAAGAGUGAGGACAAGUUGAUGGCUAUCCUUUCACGCUCUAGCCUGGUUGCAGAAGAAGUCUUCUCCUCCAUAUCGACAGUUCAUGCCUUCUGGUUGCAGCCCGCGAUGGCACACCGCUACGAAGACUUUCUUGCUGAAUUGGAAAGCGUGGGCAGGAAGAAGUCACCAAAUUAUGGCGUUUUAUUUUCUACUGAGUUCUUCUGCGUCUACGCAGGCUACGGUCUUGCUUUCUGGCAGGGUAUCAAGAUGUUUGCUCGAGGUGAUAUCCAAGAGUCUGGCGACGUAGUAACCGUGAUCUUCGCGGUAGUCGUUGCAGCCACAUCCCUGACCCAUAUUGCUCCUCAAAUUAUCACAAUUACCAAAGCCGCUGCUGCUGCUGAAGAACUAUUUCGCAUCAUUGAUACGGAGCCGGCUAUUGACUCUCUUUCAACCACUGGAUUAGCUCCCAAUAAAUGUGUAGGGGAGAUUAAGGUGGAAGGUCUUGAGUUUUCCUAUCCAUCUCGGCCAGAUACCCAAGUCCUCAAUGGCCUGGACUUAAGUGUGCCCGCUGGUAAGACGACGGCCCUGGUUGGUGCUAGUGGCUCGGGGAAGAGCACAAUCGUUGGACUUUUAGAACGUUGGUACGAUCAAACAGCUGGUACCAUCCUGCUUGAUGGCGUUAACAUCCAGGAACUCAACAUUGCCUGGUUACGAACUCAAAUCCGCCUUGUGCAGCAGGAACCAGUUCUCUUCAGCGGCACAAUCUUCGAUAACGUCGCUUUCGGGCUUGUAGGGACACAGCACGAAGACGCCCCAUAUGAGCAGAAACUUGCCUUGGUGAAAGAAGCCUGUAAGGAAGCUUACGCAGACGUGUUCAUUGACCACUUGCCUAAGCAAUACGAUACCCAGGUUGGUGAGCGCGCGCGCAUGCUGUCUGGAGGACAAAAGCAACGCAUAGCUAUCGCUCGCAGCAUCAUAUCCCGCCCCUCGGUUCUGCUGCUGGAUGAAGCGACGAGUGCCCUUGACCCAAAGGCUGAGAGGAUCGUGCAAAGCGCACUAGAUAAUAUUUCUAUCGGCAGGACCACCAUUAUCAUUGCUCACAAGUUGUCUACUGUACAGAAGGCAGACAACAUCGCUGUCAUGUCUGCUGGUAGAAUCAUUGAGCAAGGAACACACCAUGAACUCAUGGUUCGCGAUGGUGCUUAUGCGAGGCUUGUCCAUACGCAGGAUGUUAUUGACACGGUCGAGCAAGAUGACUGGGAAGAAGGGCAAAAGGGCUUGGAGGAAAAGGUUCCCUGCGAAGAGAGGGAUGAUGAGAUGCAUACUAUAGACCCGUCGACUCACCGUGCAAGGAGUAUAGUUUCUGAGACUCUCUCUAUAGAUGAGAGUUCCAAAGCCCAAACAAAGGAAACCAUGGGAUACAGCCUGAUCCACUGUCUGUGGCUUCUGAUAAUGGAGCAACGGAAUCUAUGGGGAUCUUACUCGAUCUUCGCCGUUGCCUGUAUUCUUGGAGGUGCUACUUUUCCAGCUCAAGCUGUCAUUUUAGCGCGGACACUUGAAGUCUUUCGGUUACGCGGCAGCGAGGCAGUCCGUCAAGGGAACUUCUGGGCGUUGAUGUUCUUCGUUAUAGCUCUUGCUAACUUCCUCGUCUACUUUGUUGUAGGGUGGACGGCUAAUGUCAUCAUUCAGGAAGUAAGCCGGAGGUAUAGGAGAGAGCUCUUCAGGAAUACCUUAAAGCAAGACAUCGCCUUCUUCAAUCAAGAACAUAAUGCUACCGGCUCAAUCUGUGCUCGGCUCCUAAUUCAUGCAUCGAAUUUGAAUGAGCUUUUGGGUAUCAAUUCAGGCUUGAUUCUCAUCAAUGUCGUCACAAUUAUCUCAGUAUCUGUCCUGGGCAUUGCUUAUGGCUGGAAGCUUGGCCUUGUGUGCGUCUUCGCUGCUCUGCCUCUACUCCUGCUAAGCGGCUACUUUCGCAUCCUCCUUGAGUGCAAACUGGAGGAAGAUACCUCUGCACGCUUUGCCAGCAGCGCCGCAAUUGCAACAGAAGCAGUCUCGGCUAUAAGGACCGUGUCAUCUCUUACUUUGGAGAACAAGAUUCUUCAAAUAUACCAAGAAAAGCUUGACGUGGUUGCAGCUCAAUCUGUAAAAGCGCUGACUUUUACAAUGUUCUGGUACGCUUUGACUCAAUCUAUUACCUUCCUAGCUAUGGCCCUGGGUUUCUGGUAUGGCGGGAAACUGGUAUCUACUCACGAGUAUACAAGUGAGCAGUUCUUCGUUGUCUUCACUGCGGUUGUGGUUGGCGGUGAGAAUGCAGCUGCCCUUUUCCAAUAUACCACUGGCAUCACGAAAGCAACUAGCUCUACCAAUUACAUCUUCUGGCUACGCCAGCGAGUUCCUGCUAUCGACAAUGAUUUUUCAUAUGAGCCUUCUGCGGACAACUCCUUGAAAAAAAAUGACACUGUUGCUAUUGACUGUCGAGCUCUUAGCUUCGCUUACCCUUCUCACGGACGUUCAAAAAAUGUCAUUUCCGACAUCAAUAUCAGAGUCCCACCAGGAAAAUUCAUCGCCUUUGUUGGCCCAUCAGGAUGUGGCAAGUCGACAAUGAUCAACCUCCUCUGUCGCUUUUAUGAUCCAACCUCCGGCUCUAUCACUAUUAAUGGCCAAGGAAUCCAUGAAGUCAAAUUACAAGACCAUCGCCGGCGUUUAGCUUUUGUUCAACAAGAACCAAUAUUAUUUCAAGGCAGUAUCCGGGAAAAUAUUGCUAUGGGCUUGAUUGAAUCGAGCGAAGCAACAGAAGCACGGAUAGAGCAAGUCUGUAAAGACGCAAAUAUAUAUGACUUCGUCUCCUCUCUACCUGAUGGCCUUGGAAGCGAAGUUGGUUCUCGUGGUUCCAAGCUUUCCGGUGGCCAACGUCAGCGUAUUGCCAUUGCUCGGGCGCUUGUUCGGGAUCCCAAAGUCCUACUCCUUGAUGAAGCAACGAGUGCGUUAGAUACGGAGAGUGAAAAAAUGGUCCAGGAUGCCAUAAAUGACACUGCGAAAGAUGGUAAAAGGAGCACAAUUGCUGUGGCUCAUAGACUCAGCACUAUCAAGGGCGCCGAUACCAUCUAUGUCUUCCAGGCAGGGAGAAUUGCCGAGGCUGGUACUCAUACCGAGCUACUUAACAAAAAGGGCCAUUAUUAUGAGAUGUGUAAAGGGCAGGCGUUAGAUACGGCCCUAGAUUAA
Messenger RNA from Nannizzia gypsea CBS 118893, 3810 nucleotides. RefSeq names its product multidrug resistance protein 1. Lineage: Eukaryota; Fungi; Ascomycota; Eurotiomycetes; Onygenales; Arthrodermataceae. Gene Ontology annotation, biological process: transmembrane transport. The transcript is spliced from 6 exons. The coding region runs from base 1 to 3810 and encodes 1269 amino acids. Gene Ontology annotation, cellular component: membrane. The record is from RefSeq and is a predicted model, not a curated record. Gene Ontology annotation, molecular function: ATP binding; ATP hydrolysis activity; ABC-type transporter activity.